UAGGGGGGCAGCAGUGUGACCUCACGCCCGUGGAUGUGUCACACACUCACUGUGCGUCCUGUGGGCGGCUCCUCCCGCUUCCUGUGCUGUGUUAUGUGCUCCGCUCGGCCCCCGUGUGGUUGUGUCUUGUUGUGUUGUUGUGUCUCAUGUCGUCUCCUCCUCUGCUCGCCCCUGUAGUCGGGGGAUCCCCGGGACUUCUCCUCCCCCGGGACCCGCCACCCCGAGCCUGGAGCCCCCGGGACAAAUGCAGCUACCUGGGCCUGUCCCACGGAAACCUGCGGGUCCACUACAAAGGACAUGGAAAAACGUCAAGAGAUGCUGCGUCAGUGCGGGCUACGCAUCCUAUUCCAGCAGCAUGUGGCAUAUACUACUUUGAAGUGAAAAUUAUAAGCAAAGGGAGAGAUGGAUAUAUGGGCAUUGGGCUAUCCACACAGGGUGUCAAUCUAAACAGACUCCCAGGUUGGGAUAAGCAUUCCUAUGGAUAUCAUGGAGAUGACGGACAUUCAUUUUGCUCUUCUGGAACUGGACAACCAUAUGGCCCGACAUUUACAACUGGUGAUGUCAUCGGAUGCUGUGUUAACUUAAUCGACAAUACAUGCUUCUAUACUAAAAACGGCCACAGCCUAGGUAUUGCAUUCACAGAUCUUCCGCCCAACCUAUACCCAACAGUUGGACUUCAGACUCCUGGAGAGGUGGUUGAUGCCAAUUUUGGACAGAGUCCUUUCGUUUUUGACAUAGAAGACUACAUUCGAGAGUGGAGAACUAAAAUUCAGGCACAGAUUGAGAGGUUUCCUGUUGCUGGUGACUGGCAGUCUAUAAUACAGAGGAUGGUGUCGUCUUAUCUUGUACAUCAUGGCUACUGUUCUACAGCAGAGGCCUUUGCCAAGUCCACUGACCAGACUGUUCAGGAAGAACUUGCCUCCAUUAAAAACAGACAGAGGAUUCAGAAACUGGUGCUGGCAGGAAGAAUGGGAGAAGCUAUUGAAACCACUCAGCAGUUAUACCCCAACCUGCUAGAGAGGAAUCCCAAUCUUUUCUUUACCCUAAAAGUUAGGCAAUUCAUAGAAAUGGUGAACGGGACCGACAGUGAAGUGAGAUGUCUGGGAGGUCGCAGUCCUAAGUCACAAGACAGUUAUUCCGGUUCGGAUAGCAAUUGCAGUAAUGGUGUAAUAUCAAACAAAAGUCACCAGUCCCACAGUCGUAGUAAACACCAGCCUUCCAGCCUUAAUGUAACAGAACUGAACAGUAUAAACAUGACUAUGUCACAGCAAAUUAACAGCUACACCAGCAAUGAUGUAGAAAUGGAGACUGAUCACUACUCCAACGGUUUUGCUGCUGCUUCAUCUAAUGGAUUUCUCAAUGGUAGCACAAAGCAUGACAAUGAAUUGGAAGAAUGUGACACUGAAAUGGAGGUCGAUUCAACUCAGGUGAGACGCCAACUGUGUGGAGGAAGCCAGGCUGCCGUUGAGAGGAUGAUAUGUUUUGGGAGAGAACUGCAAGCCAUGAGCGAGCAGCUAAGGAGAGAACGUGGGAAAAACGCCACUAACAAAAAUAUGCUGAAGGAUGCAUUUAGUUUACUUGCAUACUCUGACCCCUGGAACAGCCCAGUUGGUUACCAGCUUGAUCCUAUACAGAGGGAGCAUGUGUGCUCCUCUCUUAAUAGUGCAAUACUAGAUAUUCACAACCUGCCAAAGCAGCCGCCCCUGUCCCUGGCUUUAGAACAAGCUGCGCAGUGUUUAGAGAUGAUGGCCCACUCAGGCAUCGGUUCCUGUGCUUUUGCUAGGUUAAGUGAUUACUUACAUUAGCUAUGCAGUAGAAGUCAACAGACUACAUGCAGUAUGGAAAUACUGUAAGACACAUAGACCAGCUCUAGUUACUUGGAACUCAUCCGUUUCAUUUAUUACGUUUGUAAUAAGCACGUCCCUAUCAUUUGACUUAAAUAGCCUUUUUUCCUUCCUUUUAAAAAAAAUAUUAUUUCAUUGAGUUUUUAAGGAUGUUGCUAUGUUGUUCUGGUUUGCCAUACCAGCAAUAAUUUGAUUUGACUAUAUUAAUCUAUGUUAAUCCUCUUACAAUACGUGAGGUACAGUGAAGAAUAACAAAUCACAGGGCGACGCUAACAUACAAGCAAUGUGCUUGCAGCAGUUCUGUGAUAUAUAUUUUUUUUAUAUUCUAUUAUUUUGGGAUGCAUUAUAGACACUUAAAUGCUGUGCUGAAGAAUCCUUGUGACUACAGGCUGCGCCCUGUUUUCUUUUGUCUUUAUUUUAUUUGCACAGUUCAUGCCCUUCAGGUCCUGCUGUGUAUCUGCACGCACUGUGACUGAGAUCACAGGACAUAUGUGAUACUUUUCUAAGGCUGCCAGUGUACAGGUUGUGUAUGGCAUGUCUCAUGUAGACAUCAAUCUGCUUUUGUUUCCCCCCCCCCAGAGGGCACAGUUAAAGGGGACUGACAUACACUGUAGACUGCAGUGUCCCACCAAUGUCAUGAAACUUGAAAUGCCCCAAAAGGAGUGUUGUUUCCCCCCCCCCUUUUUUUUUAAUCUGCACCCCAACCCUCUAGUCCCAGGGCACGUUGAUACGGCCAGCUUCAACGUUUGUACUUGCUAUGGGCUGUGUCAUUGUUUUUUCCUGUUGUGUGAUAAUCUCUUUAUUGUAACAUGUCAGCACAGCGUGUGACGUGAAGAAUUCUUGACUCCUUCUGUAACAACAGGACGGCUUCUUCACACUAUAUUAAAUAGGGAUUGGUGUGUCUUUAAUCAUUUAUUUAUAGAAAAGAACCAAAUAUUUAGUCUUCUUCUAGGUAUCUUUAUUUCACCUUUGUACACUUUAAUUUUUAAGUGCUAAAAUAUUGAAUAAAAUGUAACUGUACUUAAAUUAAUCUGCCAAUAAAAAUUUAAUU
Hyla sarda is the source of this 2895-nucleotide messenger RNA. It is a transcript of the gene RANBP9, whose product is annotated as RAN binding protein 9. Lineage: Eukaryota; Metazoa; Chordata; Amphibia; Anura; Hylidae. The record is from RefSeq and is a predicted model, not a curated record. Gene Ontology annotation, biological process: cytoskeleton organization; cell surface receptor signaling pathway. The transcript has 14 exons. Gene Ontology annotation, molecular function: protein binding. Gene Ontology annotation, cellular component: cytoplasm. The coding region runs from base 147 to 1805 and encodes 552 amino acids.